AUAAAUUCAACCUCCGAAGAACACUUUACAUCAACUAAUAACAAAAAUGUUCGGAACAUUAUCGGAAGAAGCAGAAGUAAAGGUUCCGGCAAUCAAAGCCUGGGCGCUCUACGGCACCCUCGAGCUCGCAAAGGCCGCCGCCGGAAAAAUGCUAGAGGCGGUUGAUGUGGAAGAAGGCGACGGUGGCGCCGGUACCAUUCUCAAGCUUACUUUACUUCCCGGGUUAGGGUUUAAGUAUUACAAAGAGAAGUUUACGAAAGUGGAUAACGAAAAUAAGGUGAAGGAGACUGAAAUAGUGGAGGGAGGAUUUCUUGAUAUCGGAUUUAUUCUUUAUAGGAUUAGGAUCGAGAUCAAGGAGAAUCCAAAAGACGACACUGGUUCAUCGUGUGUGGUGAAGUUAACGCUUGAAUAUGAGGUUAAAGAAGAGGCUGCUGCUAAUGCUUCUCUUGUCACCAAUGCGCCUCUCCUUGCCCUUUUGAGCGUUGGAAGUGAGCAUCUCUUGAAAUCUAAUUGAAGCAAAAAACGUUUGUUCUUGUGGUUUUAUUUAACGUGAUUAUUAAGAAUAUGGGAAAAUGUCAUGUACGUCCUAUGAUUUGAUUUCUCUUUUAGUCCCUAAACUAUUUUGAUGGUUUUAUGAGGGAAUAAACUGUGAAUGUCUUUUUAGUCCCUAUUUUGUAACAUGUUAUUAUCGGGGUG
Messenger RNA from Lactuca saligna, 696 nucleotides. NCBI's taxonomy places the organism in Eukaryota, Viridiplantae, Streptophyta, Magnoliopsida, Asterales, Asteraceae. The record is from the annotation of a GenBank genome assembly.